Kuraishia capsulata CBS 1993 is the source of this 1962-nucleotide messenger RNA. RefSeq lists its product as uncharacterized. Bases 1 to 1962 code for a protein of 653 amino acids. The transcript is spliced from 2 exons. Gene Ontology annotation, biological process: nuclear-transcribed mRNA poly(A) tail shortening; mRNA processing; protein phosphorylation. Gene Ontology annotation, cellular component: PAN complex; P-body. The record is from RefSeq and is a predicted model, not a curated record. Gene Ontology annotation, molecular function: metal ion binding; protein kinase activity; poly(A) binding. NCBI's taxonomy places the organism in Eukaryota, Fungi, Ascomycota, Pichiomycetes, Pichiales, Pichiaceae.
AUGAGUUCGCGGACGAACGAUACCGGAAGUCAGGCAUCAUCGCAGUAUGAUUGGGCGAAAAACGUGCCUUGUAGAAACAUCCUGAUUCACGGUUUCUGCAAAUGGGAGAACAAAGGAUGUUCUUUUAGCCACGACACGGGAAAAACGCAACCCCAAUCACAGCCACCUCCAUCACAACAAGCGUCUUCUACCAAGAGUGGACCUGUUAGCAUCACCGCACCUGCUGGCGAAACUUCUGCAAGUUUGGCCAAGUCGCCUUCUUCCAGUUUGCCUUUGAGCUCUGGCAAUUCAUCCACGGCUUUGGGCAAGAAAAAGUUCAACUUUGAGACCCCCUCAUUCACUCCCGGUUCAGGUGGACUUACUAGCCCUUCCUCACCAAAUGUGAACACGAUAACUAGCAAGUUCGCAAAGAUGUCGCCCAAAUUGAACAAUAUUCCAGUUUUUGUUCCCAGCAGCAAAACACCAAACGUCUCAAACUCUCCCACGGCAAAGAAGGUAGGGUUCAACCCCGAAACUGCUCCGGUAUUCACUCCUUCUGGACUGGACGCUGCACCAGGAGCCGGAAUUGGAGCAUAUUCAGCUUCGCCUUCGAUGCCAGCAGCUUCUUUAAUGCCUCAACCGGAUGUUGACGACGCGUAUUACUCACAGAAACACAUGUUGUUCCCACCAAACUACCAUCUAUAUGCUCCAGCGGCCCCUCCCCAUAUACAGAUCAAGCAGUACCCCAAUGAGAGACUUGCAGAGGAUUUGUUCAUUCCGAACCAGUUGAGGGAAACCAUUCAGAAGAAGAACGAGGAAAGUCUACAGGUUUUGCCAAUGUCAAACCUGCCCGAUGCUAUAGAUGUCUACCACUCGCUGUAUCCAAUAAGUCAGAGUUUUGAGGAGGGCUCUGAUCGAAGAAGCAUCAUAUAUAAAGCUGUUUCCAAUGUUGAUGGCAAACUGUAUGCUUUGAGAAGGAUUGAAAAUGUGAAUAUUCCAAACGAGAAGAGUCUGGCUCCAGUGAACUCCUGGAAAGAUCUAGGGUGUGCCAACGUGGUGAGGUUGUAUGAAGCCUUUACUACAGGAGCAUUCGGUGACUUGUCUCUCGUGAUGAUCUACGAUUACCAUCCAUUGUCGUCAACGCUGAUGGAGCGUCAUUUUUACAAGAUGAGCGAUCGCGAGUUCCCGGAGCUAAUAACUGAAGACUUGCUGUGGAUUUACAUCGUGGAACUUACCAACGCAAUCUCGAUGGUCCACUCCAAGAAUUUGGCAGUUAGAACUUUUGAUCAGUCCAAAAUCAUCAUCACAAAUAAAAAUCGCAUACGAUUCUCUGGUUGCGGUAUUGCGGAUAUUCUUGACUUCGAAACGAAUGAAGAUAUGGAGAGCUUGCAAAAAGCAGACCUGAGACUGUUCGGUUCUCUGAUCCUCAAUCUUGCCAAAAGCACCAUUUUCCCGCAAAAAAUCCAGAAUCUCAGUGACCUGGAAAUUGUGAAUGCUUUGGGUUUGAGUUCUGGUUUCAAGGAUGCUCUGAAAUGGCUGUUGAACGAAGAAGGUACCAUCAGGGACUUCCAGCAGAUCAUAUGCGAUCAGACCAUGAAGGUGGUGAACGGUCUGCAGAUGAGCUGUGAUUUCAUGGAGUCUGUGCUUGGUUUAGAGGUUGAAAACGCCAGAUUGGUGAGGCUGAUGACCAAAUUGGACUUCGUCAGUGAUAGACCCGAGUUCCAGUUGGACCAUUCGUGGUCGGAGACUGGUGAGAGAUACCCAAUCAAACUGUUUAGAGACUACGUUUUCCACCAAGUCGACGAGGCUGGUAAACCCGUCCUGGAUCUAACACACGUGAUAAGCUGUCUGAACAAGCUGGAUGCCGGUGUGGAGGAGAGGCUCUUGCUGGUGAACCAGGAAGAGACGAGCUGUAUCAUUAUUUCAUACAAGGAGUUGAAGAACUGUGUUGAGGAGACCUUCAAGUUCUUGAGAGGCCGUUGA